Nelumbo nucifera (sacred lotus) is the source of this 474-nucleotide messenger RNA. The record is from RefSeq and is a predicted model, not a curated record. Lineage: Eukaryota; Viridiplantae; Streptophyta; Magnoliopsida; Proteales; Nelumbonaceae.
AUGACAGGCUGCAAGCCUAGCACCCUUCCUAUGCUUCAACAACAACAUUUGGCCCUUGCCUUAGGACCUUUGUUAAUUGGUGCAGCUCAAUAUAGAAGACUAGUUGGAAGGUUGGUCUAUCUAACAAUCACACGCCCAGGCAUAACAUUUGUCGUUAAUGUUCUGACUCAGUUUAUGAGUGCUCCAUGGCAAGAUCAUUGGGAUGUAGCCAUUCAUGUUCUUCGAUAUUUGAAAAACACAGUUUCUCAUGGGAUUCUCUUGUCUGCAACAAGCAACUUGAUUCUUAAGGCCUAUUGUGACUCCGAUUGGGCUGGUUGCCCAGUUAGUAGGCGGUCAACCACAGGCUACAUUACAAUGCUGGGUGCCUCCCCUUUAUCUUGGAAACCAAAGAAACAAACCACUGUUUCAAGGUCUUCUGCAGUAGAAUAUCGAGCUAUGAUAGCCUCCACAAGUGAACCUCUAUGGCUGAAGUGA